Dimorphilus gyrociliatus is the source of this 2090-nucleotide messenger RNA. The record is from the annotation of a GenBank genome assembly. NCBI's taxonomy places the organism in Eukaryota, Metazoa, Annelida, Polychaeta, Dinophilidae.
AAAUCCAAAAAGAAAAGAAUAUCAAUAAUUUCCAUUGUUUUAACUUUUAUAUAAGAAAUCUAUUAGAUAUCUUUUUUUAAUAGAGAUUAGAUAAGGGUUAUCGAAUAAUGAGCAUAAAAGUAACCAUGAGAUAUACUCUGUCUACUUGGAAGAAAGUGUAUCAAGGAUUUGUCUUAUUUUUAAUCUAACUUUUUUUUCACAUUUAACCCCAGAACCGUUUCACGUGCCUGACCAGUGAUAUCAAUUGUAAAUAUUUCAUCAUCCACUUCGUUUCUAUAUAAAAUAGCAGUAAAUCGGCCUAUAAAAUCUCUUCAAGCUGCUGAUUGCCGAAGCUUGCUAAAGACAAUAUGGAAGCAUACUCACUCUUUGAUAUGAACGUUGGAGAAAUGGUUGGAUCCAGUACAGUUUAUUUGGUUAUUAUAACAGCUCUACUCUGUAUUGUCAACAGCAUUGUUAAGAAGACUCCACUACCUCCUGGACCAUGGAACUUUCCGGUUGUUGGCUCCCUGCCGUGGUUGUCUAUUAACAGUCCACAUAAGACUCUGUACAAUAUGGCAAAAACUUAUGGUAAUGCAUUCUAUUUGAAAUUCGGUUCUAUUCCAACAUUAGUAUUGAAUGAGUAUCAAACGAUACAUGACGCCUUGGUUGACAAGUCUGAAGACUUUUCUGGAAGACCUGACCUUUUCUCUUUCGAGUACGCUUCGGAAGGAAAGUCUAUGUCUUUUACUGGCUGCAAUAGAAGGUUUUGGAAAUUGCAUAGACGGUUGGCUGAAAAAUCUUUGAAAACAGUGAUGGAAUCCACUUUGAAUUUGGCCUCUGAAGAGGCUAGAAAUUUGGCUGAAAUGUUUACUGAUAAUACAUUGGACCCACGAGAACAGGUACUAUGGUCAAUGGCCAAGGUUAAAUAUACCUUAUGCUAUGGCAAUUAUAAAAAAAAUCUGGACCACUUUCAUAAAAUGAUCAAUGCAGUUCUUAAAGUCUUAGAAUUACAUAAUACUGGUAACUUUCUGAAUUUUAUUCCCUUGGCAAGAACAAUUUUCAAGAAGAGAGAAAGAGAAUUAAAAGAAACAUGCGAUAAAAUGAUGGAUAUGACAAAAAUAAGCGAAGAAAAACAUUUGGCUGAAUACAAUAGAGAUAAAAUUGAAGAUGCUAUGGACGCUUUAAUCAAAAUUGGUAUUGACGAGGGUAGAUCACCUUUAGAAAGAGAUAGAAUUCUUCACACAGUUCAAGAUUUUAUUGGGGCUGGACUUGAUAUUACGUACAUUUCUAUAAAUUGGUGUCUCCAAUACAUGGCUAAAUAUCCUAAUUUCCAAAAAUUGGUUCAAGACGAAAUUGAUCAAGUAUUAGAGGGAAGACCAGUAACCCCAUUGGAUCAACCUUCGAUGCCGAAAACUAUGUCAUUCAUAUACGAAGUUCUUCGUCAUGCUUGUGUUGUACCUUUUGCUCUACCUCAUUCAACUGUAAGAGAUACAACACUACAAGGCUAUAGAAUACCAAAAGAUACGUUUGUCUUGGUAAAUUUAUUUUCGAUGACAAGAGACAUUAAAGUUUUUCCGGAACCGGAAGUUUUCAACCCAAAUCGAUUUAUUGAUAAUGGCAAUUUAAAUGCGGAUGUUCUUAAUAGAUUUAUUCCAUGUGGGAUUGGUCGAAGGCGUUGUGUGGGUGAAAAAUUAGGCAAAACUGAGUUAUUUUUAUACGUGGUCAACAUCUUACAGAAGUUGAACGUAAAUCAGGUAUCAGAAAUCAAUUCUACACCAAUAUUUGGCCUUGUUCAAAAACCUAAACCUUUUCAAUUGAAUUUUGCCUCAAGAAAAUGAGUUGUAUCUCUUAAUUUAUUUAUUUUUCUAUUAUUGUUUUGAAUCUGAUAAAUUAACUAUUAUUUAUCUGUAACAAAAAAUUUGUAUGUACAAAGAAGAUGAACGAAAUGUAACGGAGGAUUGUAACAAAAGACGAAAAUGAUAGUGAAUCUUAUUGUGAUGCUUUCAAAUUUCUGUGAAAAACUUUUUUCAAAUUGUAUACAAUAUAUUACUACUCAAUUGUUCAAAACAACAUAUUUAAUACAACAUAUUAUAUGCUUUUUUUAGAAAAAA